UGUAGUGCAGUACUUUCCGCCGGCGAUUCUAGGUGAUCCGAUUAUCCACGGGUGUAUUACAGGUUUCAAAUGAGAGACAUAUUUACACUGGACCUGUCAAUCACGACUGGGCUGUCGGUUUCUCCUUUGUUCUGACAGAGUUUAUCCCGAUUCUAUCAGGUGCUCCCUUCAUCUUUAUACCUAUACCUUACCUUAGCAGACAUCAUGGUAUUUGUUUGACGAUAAGUGUUGGCUUUAUCCCCCAAGCGGAAUACAGCCUUUUCGAUAUUUUCUUCGCUCUCUUUUUUUUUAAUUCUUUUUUUUUUGUUUCAAUCUGCACUACUUCACGAUUUGACUAGUCUGUGUUUUGUGGGGUUUUGUUAUUGUUUUGGCACUAUGUUAUUUGAGACCAACAAGCGUGUGUUUAUUCCUAAAGAACUAAUUGGACCCUUUACAAAGUCGGUGACUUCUACGUAAAUACCCUAGGAGCGGAGAUACGCAUAUUGUAUACAUACGGGUGCGUGCAGUUACUGGAGGUAUGGGAGUGCCCGGAUGGUAUCCCGGCAUUCUGAUACCCCUCGUGGCGUGGAUUCUGUCCAGUACGGCUGACAAGGUGAAACUUCCGGUACCAUGUACAGAUCUGGUACCGAUAGACAUCCUACGGACAGCCGUUCCAAGUAUUCAGUCGGUGCCCCCUGGUGUCAGUAUUAUCUACGACAGACACAAUCACGUUCACGCGUUCACGUUUUCCAAGGACGCUCGCGGACUGAGCUUCAUGGCGGAAAAGGUUUUCCGGAGAUGCGGCUUCUUCCCCGAGGAGUUCUCCGUGUUCUUAGUGCUAAAGCUGAAACGACGUCAGCGACGCGAGGUUUGCGUCAUGUCACUGUUUGACACGAGGACGAACCACAGCGUAGUGUCGGUGACGGUGUCGACUAGGAGAGUAAUCUUCCAGUAUUCGAACCAGACGCUCAGAUUUCAAAGUGUUGUACUCAAAGACGGACACUGGCACUCGAUCGGUUUCAGCCUAACGGGCGACACGCUGGUUAUGACGUCAGACUGUCACGAUCGGCGCAAACGCCAUGUGCACAGGGUUUUUCCGGCUUUCUUGCCCGUGGGGAAUACCUCGUUUCUUAUAGGGAAGUGUCGGAAAAGUAAGCCAGUUUUUCAGGGUUACAUCAAGGACAUAAUACUGGUUCCUGGAGCAGACGCCACGUAUCAAGCCUGUCCCCCUAAAGUGGAACCACGCCCUGAAAUGAACAACGUCGUUUCCACAUUUCCAGCAUUUUAUAACCAUGGGGUGUUUACGCCGGCCGGGGUGGAAUGUACGUGGAGUGACAUCGGCAACCUCGCUUUCGACACCCAAUCAGAACAGCUGAAAGUGUGUGUCAACGGGAUAUGGCAAGAGGUCUCCAUAAAAACAGAAAAACGGAAAUUCGAUUACCUGGAAGAAUAUCAGGAUAUUAUGUUACCAGCCAAUUCCAUCGAUGUCGAGACAUUCCGUAUACCCAAAGAGGGCCUCUUUGCAGUGUUUUCUACGGCAAACUCUCCUAGCAGAAAGAGGAGUUAUUCUUCCGUUUUCAAGUGGUCUAAGGGCGGCUUUCAGCAUUACCAAAACCUGGCCACGAACGCCGCUCAAUCAGCCACUUUCUUCAGUAUUCGCAAACAGUUUUUCCUUGCAGUGGCUAAUUACGGGUCUUCACCUAACACGUCCAGUAAUUCGACGAUUUUCCGUUGGCACAAGAAGCGCAAAAAAUUCAAGCGAUACCAGAAUCUAGUCACGUGGACAGCACGUGACUUUGAGUACUUCGAAAUUGAUGGCAGACAUUAUCUAGCUGUUGCUAAUUAUGAAAAAGGCGACGACACUCACAUCAACUCGUACAUCUACGUGUGGAACUGGAGGAAGAGGAAAUUCGAGGAACACCAGAAGCUGAUGACGAUCGGCGCCUACGACUGGACGCACUUCACUGUGAACGGCUUCCACUUCCUCGCCCUCGCCAACGCCUUCAACGGCAUGUCCACCCUCCUCUAUUCCGUCAUCUACUUCUGGCAGGACGACAAGUUCGUCAUGUUCCAAACAAUGGAGACAAACGGUGCUACGGACUGGGAAUAUUUCACCAUCAACAACGAUAUCUUCCUCGCCGUAGCCAACGCCUUUAACUACGGCCCCCAGAAUUACCAAGACGUCGACACGUUCUACACCAACUCCACCAUCUACCGCCUGAACAUCAAAAAGAAGAUAUUUGAGAAAUUCCAAGUCAUACCAACCUAUAGUGCUAUUGACUGGGAAUAUUUCACGGUUGGCGGAGACCAUUUCCUGAUCGUAUCAAACGCACAAAAUGGCGGAGCGGACAGGCAACUCCAUAGUGUGGUGUAUCGAUGGCAGGGAUUGGACAAAUUUGUCCCAGUUCACAAUCUGAUAACAUUACCGACCGCGGACUGGGAAACGUUCACAGUAAACGAUGACGUUUUCCUCAUUUGCGCAAACGCAAAAGAUACUACCUCAAAAGUCGUGAAAGUCAAAUUCACGUAGGGCUGACAAUGUUUUUACAUGGUCGUGUUUCGUUUCUUUCUUCUUCUUUUUUUUUUCUUUUUUUUUUUUACUAGAUUUUAAGUUAUAUUUAUUUACAUAUAGGAUAAUCUGUGUAUAUCUUUACUUACUUUAAUUUAACAAACUGUUUACAUUCCUAAACUUUGCAAUGUUUUUUUUUGUGAUUAUUUUCUCGUGCAUUUACAUAGUCAUUUACACAAAUAAAAAUCCAUUUAUGCAUAAUAUUAUCAUUACCAUUUUACAUGAGAUUUCUUCGUGUAAUAAAAUACUAAACCACAACUUUGUUUCUGUGAUCUAUUUGGGCAGAAAGAGAUUCUGGGAGGGUGUACUGCAAAGCCUUUCCUGACAGGUGCC
Molecule: messenger RNA, 2881 nt
Organism: Gigantopelta aegis
Lineage: Eukaryota; Metazoa; Mollusca; Gastropoda; Neomphalida; Peltospiridae
Product: thrombospondin-type laminin G domain and EAR repeat-containing protein-like
Exons: 10
Coding region: 518-2509 (663 amino acids)
Biological process (GO): signal transduction
Source: RefSeq, a predicted model, not a curated record